Solea senegalensis (Senegalese sole) is the source of this 1912-nucleotide messenger RNA. RefSeq lists its product as uncharacterized. The coding region runs from base 1 to 1377 and encodes 458 amino acids. The transcript is spliced from 11 exons. NCBI's taxonomy places the organism in Eukaryota, Metazoa, Chordata, Actinopteri, Pleuronectiformes, Soleidae. The record is from RefSeq and is a predicted model, not a curated record.
AUGCAGGUUAUAAGUCGACAAAGAUUACUUUGGAUUUACUUUCUUCUGCUCACCUUUUUACAACUCUGGGGAAGACUUUCUUCUUCUUCUUCCACUUCCUCUCCCACUCUUCCAGCACCUUCCCUGGGCAUCUACUUCAGGUCAGAGGCCUCGGUGGUCUUGACUUGUAAGGUCCCACAGGGCUACAAUGGGGUUCUGUUCAUGUUAUACAGGGUCACAGAUAAGGUUGACUCUCAUGAGCUGCAGUCUGGUGCUGAGGAAGUUCACUUCACUGUCGAGGUGAAAGAAGAUCAUUUCGUAGAACUGUACUGCUGCCUCUACAAGGACAACGACGGUCUCUUCAGUGCAUUUAGUCCAUAUUUGCGGCUGGAACACCAAAAAGAAGCUGUCCCCACUCAGUCUCCACCCCUUUUCCCACCUCCAGUCUUAUCUGUGGUGCCGUCAACUGGUGUGGUAAAAUGUGGGGACAUGUUGUCCUUCACCUGCUCCGUCCCCACUCCUAUACCUCAGUCUCAGUCCCAGUCGGGCGUUACAAACACACCAGUGACCUUCCAUCUGCUGAGGACUGCUGAGCAAACAGGGGCGGCCUCUGUUCUCCUGCAGCCUCAGGCCAGUCUGGUGUCAGGUCCCGAGCGUCCGUCUGGAGUUUUUACUGUGGGGCCCGUGCGAGGAGGAGAUGACGGAGAGUACACCUGCAUGUACCAGAUCACCAACAAAAGGCAGUUGGUUAAUUCAACGGUCAGCAAUGUGAUUCAAGUGACUGUCAAAGACAUGCUUCCACCGCCCACUCUUGUUCUCCACCAGCAGACGGACGUUUGGCAUUUGCUCUGCGUGGGUUCUCCUUCAUACCCGGGUGCCGUGUUCUCCCUCUGCCUGGCAGACAGUGAGCAUCCCAUCGACACUGUCCACGCCAAAAUAAUCCACCAUCAGGCCUCUUUCCCAGUGCCUGUCCAAGACCCUGCAGAGGUUUUGUACCAGUGUCAGUACAGCGUGCUCCUGGGAAAGAAGUGGAGCCGAUCAGAGCCCAGCCAACCUCUCGCUGUAACCAGAGAACGUUCUCCUCCUCCAUCAUCAGGUUUGCCAGGUGUGGACUGGCCUCUCGUUCUUGGGUGUUUCUCUGCUGUGGUGUUAGUCCUCUGCUCUGUGGCACUGGCAGUUAUAGUGACACACAGGAAAGUAAAAGCAGCAGCUGAAAAAAAGAAGAACAGACAGGAUGCACAGUUCUGGACUCAGGUCCACGCUAAGGAUCAUGUCGUUGACCUUACACUCCGGCGUUCAAACUUCAACUCUCAGGAAUGGCCCAGGGGGGAAACUGAGAUGGCCUCCAGAAGUCCACUAUGGAACACACACUCCACCUUCACAACACCAAUCCAUUGAAGACAUGUGUUAUGUUUGUUCUCUCUUUUCCUCCCCCUCCUUCUUUCCCCACAUCCAUUUCUCUCUGUGCAUAUGUGUGUGUGUUUGUUUUAUAGUAGCUCAUCAGGUGACUGUGACACCACUUGGAGUUACACAGCAGGACAGGAAGAGCUAUUUCCCAAGUUCCUGUUUCACAUGUGACAGGAUAUCACAUUUGUUUGAUGUCACUUGUAAAUAAGCAAGUGGGAAAAAAAAAAAUCCAUAUUAUUAUUAUUAUAAUAACAGCAGCAGCAGCACUAGUGACAACACUGUUAUUAAUAAUAGGUUUGUUUGGGGGGGUUUGUGCUGUGUGGAUAACUUACAUUAAGCUUUUAAGUGGCUGACCCAGGAAAAAAACGAUGACAAAGCAUUUCUCACUUCAGGGUCUGUGGAGAAUCUGUGUGCAGCUUAAUGAAAGCUACAAUGCAUGAUAUUCACCAGCAGGUGGGGUCUGACCAGACAUCAGGGUGUUUUAAUGUGAGCUAAAAUUUUAUUUGAAAAGUGAAUUUAUGUUCAA